Messenger RNA from Linum trigynum, 1164 nucleotides. NCBI's taxonomy places the organism in Eukaryota, Viridiplantae, Streptophyta, Magnoliopsida, Malpighiales, Linaceae. The record is from the annotation of a GenBank genome assembly.
AUGGGAAAGCAGAAAGCCCCAGGACUGGAUGGGUUCACAGUUCUCUUCUUUCGCAGGUACUGGCAUGUAAUCGGGGAGGAAGUCUGGAUGGCCAUUCUGAAGAUUUUGGAGACGAGAGUGCUGCCGGAGGGCCUAAACCACACCCUUAUAGCCCUAAUCCCAAAAACAAAGAAGCCAGUGUCCCCGAAGGAAUUUCGCCCGAUCAGCCUUUGCAACGUCCUCUACAAGAUUAUUUCGAAGGUCCUAGCGAAUCGACUAAAGACAGUGCUGGACCGUAUUAUCUCCUCUGAGCAAAGUGCCUUUGUACCUGGGAGAUUCAUUACGGAUAAUGUCAUGGCAGCUUUCGAAUGCUUCCACACCAUGAAGAAGAGUAAGAAACGUAAGCAUGGUUUUUUCGCAGCAAAAAUUGAUAUGGCGAAAACCUAUGACAGGGUGGAAUGCAAGUUUUUGGAGGGAGUAAUGCAGAGAAUGGGCUUUGUGGAAGGUUGGAUCAAACUCAUAAUGAUGGGUGUGACAGCUGUGUCGUACUCUGUGCUAGUGAACGGCUAUGCCUCCCAGAUUUUUGUCCCUAGCAGAGGAAUCUGGCAGGGCGACCCUUUGUCACCCUAUCUCUUCCUGCUUUGUGCGGAGGGAUUAUCGGCAUAUGUAACAAAGGCAAUGACUGAAGGCAGAUUACAUGGCCUUCAGGUGACAAGGGGUGCCCCGGUGAUUACCCAUCUAUUUUUUGCUGACGACAGUAUCCUUUUUGCUAGGGCAACACAACAGGAGAGUCUGGAGUUGAAGAGGAUUUUACAGGCGUACGAGAGAGAAUCUGGUCAGCAGGUGAACUACCAGAAGUCUGAAGUCUCUUUCGCUACAAAUGUCAACCCUCACAACAAGCUUAUCGUUGGCGGAACUCUUGGAAUGCCAAUUGUAGAGAAGCAAGACAAGUAUCUCGGAUUGGCCACUGAGGUCGGGAGAUCUAAAAAAGAGCUCUUUGCGGGAUUAAAGGAGCGGGUUAGGAAGAAACUGAAGGGAUGGAAGGAGAGAACUAUGUCAGUGGCUGCUCGAGAGACUCUCAUAAAAUCAGUUGCCCAGGCGCAGCUGAGCUAUGCCAUGUCUGUGUUCAAAAUCCCGGAUGGCAUUCUGGACGAGAUCCAAAGCUUAAUCAUCAAUUUCUGGUGA